AUGGCCAAGGUCUGCGUCAUCUCGCUCGGAAGCGAGUCGGCACCUCACAUCGCCGAGUGUGUGCGCCAGGAGCUUGGCGACCGGUCGGCAUCGGAGGAGUGGGAGACGUCGAAGGCGCCGGUGCUCGUGGUCGUCGUCGAAUGCGAGUCGGAUGGCGAGCCCUGCCCCGCUGCGCGCCAGUUUGUGCGCGCCCUCCGCCGAUCCGAAAACUUUGCCAACUACUCGCAGUCCAUCGGACGGCGGGCGGCGGUACUCGGCCUAGCUUCCUCUGUCUGCGCUAACUCGGCCGCGCAGUUGGGAGACGGCGACAAGUACACUGGUGCGUCCCGCGUCGAGCGGGCUCUCAUCGCGGGCGGCUGCACCGCGCUGCUAAAGAUGGGAACAAUGGAGGCGGAUCAGCUCGACGCCGCUCCCCUCACCGCCGCUCCUCUCCGACCGCCGACGCAGGUGGAGCUGCAGAGUCCCGAGGAGAGUGCUAUUCCGUGGGCCAGAGCCGUCUGCGCGGCGCUGUGA
Emiliania huxleyi CCMP1516 is the source of this 513-nucleotide messenger RNA. RefSeq lists its product as hypothetical. The record is from RefSeq and is a predicted model, not a curated record. The transcript has 2 exons. The coding region runs from base 1 to 513 and encodes 170 amino acids. NCBI's taxonomy places the organism in Eukaryota, Haptophyta, Isochrysidales, Noelaerhabdaceae.